Sebastes umbrosus (honeycomb rockfish) is the source of this 2492-nucleotide messenger RNA. RefSeq lists its product as uncharacterized. The transcript has 2 exons. The coding region runs from base 865 to 2169 and encodes 434 amino acids. NCBI's taxonomy places the organism in Eukaryota, Metazoa, Chordata, Actinopteri, Perciformes, Sebastidae. The record is from RefSeq and is a predicted model, not a curated record.
AACACAUUCAGACUGAUUAAGGCAUCUACCUGACCUGAAAACGAGGUCAUUUUUAAUCCCUCUGUGCAAAAACAGUUGUUGUGGGAUCAGAGAAGCCCGUCAGGCAAACUUUUAUGUGCAUAAAAAUGGCUUCAAACCACGAAGUCAUGCUACAAAGAAAGGAAAUAGUACAAAAACAGCUUCUUAAAUACCCUUACUCUUGUAUUGUGUUAUACUGACAGGUGUUUCUAUUAUUUUGUCCAUCACAUUUAUAUCAAUGAGGGUAGGCUAAAUAACAGAAAGUGAAGGAAGAAUUUAUUGCAUUUAGACUGCAUUAGUUUCAGCUACGUGUACCUAAUAAACUGGCAUUUCUCAACCAGCCAUGUCAACAUGAAUCUAAAACAUGUCGUUUGUCUGUCGUUUGUGUGGGGUUAUAAUGGACAUAAUGGGUGGAGGCAGAAGUCUCAGGGGGGAUAUAUCAUGAGUAGGAAGAUAUAUUUUAUGAUUUAGGUGAACUGAGACUUUAAUCUGCCCAUAAUAUCCAGAAAAAGUUGAAUAAUUUUGCUUUAAUGACAUGUUUUUAGCAUAUUGAGAACAAACUAUUACAUUUCAGUAUGUAAACUGGACCACCAUAGAAUUGAAGCAGAUGCUCGUGAAUAAUUUUUUUUAAUAUGUUGUGUGUUUUUUUGCCAAAUAUAAAUCAAACAGCUGACGGCGUCCAGCAGAGACCAGAUGUUUGAAUGUUUUAAUCUGUAAUUUGAGUAAUUGUGUGUUGGUGCUACAGCAGGAACCAGUGAGAAUGAAGGAUGUGAGUCUUCUGUAUCUUGAUCUCUGUCUUUUCUUCUGCAGCUGUUUUAAGAGAAAGUCUUGAGAUGGUUGAUUGAGAUGAUACGAGAACAUCUUUUAAAUCUAUUUUUUCCCCCAGUGGAGGUGUUUGAACAUGUCCCUCUGCCUUUGAGUGACUCUGUUGUCUCACAGCUGCGCGACCACCACCAGCGCGUCGGGCUGCUGCCGCCGCCCUGUGCGUCCUCCCCUCGAGCAAAAAGCCCAAGAGCGGCGAUCCGCAGCCACUGGGACACCCUGAGGCGUCUGACCCAGCAGAGGCUCCACCGAGGCGCUGCGUUCGGGCUCCAGAGCCCUGCUGCUGCUGCUGGGAAGGAUCCGUCGUGGUGUGGCGUUCGCAGAGGCAGCUACCCGCCGAGUGAGGCGAUGUGUCCCGCAGCAGCUCGUCCGUACACGCCACCGCGCUAUAAACCGAGCUGUCAGAUGAGCCGGUGUAGAGUUUGUUGCUCUGACCUGCUCUGGGAGCAGAACCGCUCUGCGCCGUCGGUCUACGGCUCCGUUCUGAUCGACAACAUCAUCGAAGAGCUGGACAGUGAAGAUGAAGCAGGAGAGUCCAGCAGCGCCCCGUCUCCAGUCCCCACAGCCCGGCGGUGGACUAUGUCCCCCCCGUUUCGUCCCUACUACUCCAACACAGACGACUACCUCCAGUCCAGCCUGCCUCCCAGGCUUCAAAGAAGCCAAAGCCCUCGCAUCCGCACGGCUCCCCCGAGCCCCAUGCGCCCCCGCCGCAUGGUGGACUUGCCCCCGGUGCGCCCCGUGGAGCUCGCCAAGCAGGAGAGUCUGGAUGAGCUGAGGACGACGGUGCAGCUGGCCGCCUGCUCCAUGGAGAACAGCACCAAGGACAUCAAGCUCCUCGGGGAGAAGAUGGCAGCCACGACUGAGCGCAUGUCGGAGACGGUGCAGGACAACUCCCAGGCCUUGGCGCUCCUCACUCAGGUGGUGGACCGGCUGCAGACGCUCCUCGCCGCCACCAGGACGGAGAUCAGCACCCUGAAACCUGCCGUGCAAGACGGCACACCCAAGAAAAGCCCGAAGCGUCCGUCCCUGACGCACCAAUCCAGAUGUUCCUUCCCCUCGCUCCCUUCGACCUCCUCCAGCUCCCUCAGCAGCUCCAUGGAUGCUCCCUCCACCUCUCAUGGGACCAGUUGUCUGUCCACUUCCUGUCACGGGUCACCACGGACCACCCUGAGAACCAAGGACACCCUGAAAACAAAGAACACCCCUUCACCCCAGAAGAAGCACCUCCUGACCAACGGCCUGCUGGAUGAGCCCAAGGAGACGCACACUGUCCACGCUGUGAAAGGAGGUCGCUCCAACCAGCGGAAGAAGAGGAGGAAGAAGACAUGAGAGACGCAGAAGAGUGUCCAAAGAGUGGACUUCUUGGGUCCUUUCAAGUCGUCUCCGCAGAGUGGCUCACCUGCGAACGCGCACGUUGGUAGCUGACCUUUAUUACGCACGUUUUGUUGCAUUUCUCGUCGUUGUCACGUCGUGUUGUGGACCAUUUCAUCAUCUCAGGAUCUUCAUCAGCGUUCCUUUGUGUCAUGACCUUCCAUGACCUUCCUCCAGUGUUUACAUCCUGUCACCACUUUCAUGUGUCUUCAUUCGUGUGAUUCGAUUUGUCCUCUAGUCUCUCCACGUUACAGCAGCUUUAUUUAUUCUCAUCUUUUCUG